AUGCUGAGUUAUGUGAAGUUUUUUAAGAAUAUCCUUGCGAAAAAAAGAAAACUCGGGGAACAUGAAACAAUCACAUUAACGUAUGAGUGCAGUGCGUUAUAUCAGAAUAAUAUCCCCAAGAAAUUGAAGGACCCUGAAAGCUUCACGUUGCCCUACUCUAUUGGGCGAAAAGAAGUUGGCAACGCAUUAUGUGAUCUGGGAGCUAGCAUUAACUUAAUGCCAUUGUCAAUCUUUAGAAAGCUGAGAAUUGGUGAGGAAAGACCCACCACCAUAACCCUACAACUAGUAGAUAGAUCGAUAAUGCAUCCUGAAGGGAAAAUUGAAGAUGUACAUGUUCAAGUGGAUAAGUUUAUAUUCCUCACUAACUUCAUCAUUUUGGAUUACAAAGCAGACACUGACGUCCCUAUCAUCUCAGGGUGUCCAUUUCUUGCAACAGGUUGA
Molecule: messenger RNA, 441 nt
Organism: Benincasa hispida (wax gourd)
Lineage: Eukaryota; Viridiplantae; Streptophyta; Magnoliopsida; Cucurbitales; Cucurbitaceae
Source: RefSeq, a predicted model, not a curated record